AGAGCGGCUGUGCGAGAUUAACCUGUCCCCUCAGGGGAGGAAGAAGAAGAAGAGUAAAGAGGGAUCGUACAAGAGCCUCACACCGGUCACUGUCCCGUUUCUCACAAACUUGCUUUUAUUUAUAUUGUUGUUUUUUUUUCACUCUUUUUCAUCAUUCGUUUGGAUUACGCAGAGCUGCCCGGAUCAGGAUCUAAAGCGGAUAUUGUGUUUUGUACUGAAAGCUAUGGUGGCUUACGAUGAACUGGGUAGCUUGGUGCCUAUCAAACGGACUCUGCAAGUGAUAGACCACCAGAACCAAGCAAACAAGGAGUCAGAGGAACCCAGCAGCAAACGUGUCCGUCCGCUCGGCAGGGUGACGUCGCUAGCCAGCCUCAUCUCUCCGGUAAAGAGCGGGGCCGUCCGGCGCUUCGGCCAGACCAUCCAGGCCUCCUUCCGGGGCGAUGGCAAGUCGCCGGGCGUGCCCCAGAAGCCCUGCAACAAGGCAGCGGCCCCCACGCCACCCAAGCGGAGGAACAGCACGCUGUGGUCGGAGACACUAGAUGUACAUCAGAAGGGAACCUUCUCCACCAAAGAGAUCAAGAGGCAGGAGGCCAUAUUUGAGCUGUCUCGCGGAGAACAGGACCUGAUUGAGGACCUCCAGCUUGCACGCAAGGCGUACCAUGACCCCAUGUUGAAGCUGUCCAUCAUGUCGGAGGAGGAGCUGACCCACAUCUUCGGGAACCUGGACGCCUACAUCCCCUUACAUGAGAACCUGCUGGCCCAGCUGGCCAAAGCCACCGGGCCCGAUGGCACCGUGGGGGAGAUCGGGCAGAUUGUCGUCAGCUGGCUGCCCAGGCUGAAUGCCUACAGAGACUACUGCAGCAACCAGCUGGCCGCCAAGGCGCUGUUGGACCAGAAGAAGCAGGACCCACGCGUCCAGGACUUCCUGCAGCGCUGCCUGGAGUCGCCGUUCAGCAGGAAGCUGGACCUGUGGAGCUUCCUGGACAUCCCGCGCUCGCGCCUGGUCAAGUAUCCUCUGCUGCUGAAAGAGAUCCUGAGGCACACGCCGCCAGAGCACCCUGACUCAGCCAGUCUGGAGAAAGCGAUCAGCAUCAUCCAGGAUGUGUUGUCAGACAUUAACAUGAAGAAGGGUGAGUCAGAGUGCCAGUACUACAUAGACAAGCUGGAGUAUCUGGACGACAGGCAGAGAGACCCGCACCUCGACCAGUGCAAGAGUCUGCUGUGCCACGGAGAGCUGCGCAAUAAGAGCGGCACGAAGCUACACGUGUUCCUGUUCACCGAGGUGUUGGUUCUGACGCGGCCGGUGACCCGGAACGAGCGCCAGUGCUUUCAGGUGUACCGGCAGCCCAUCCCAGUCCAGGACCUAGUGCUAGAAGACCUGCAGGACGGUGAUGUCCGAAUGGGCGGAUCCUUCCGGGGCGCCUUUGGCAACGCAGACAAAGCCAAAAACAUCUUCCGGGUGCGCUUCCAAGACCCAAGCCAUGGCCAGUCCCACACGCUGCAGGUGAACGACGUCUUCCACAAGCAGCAGUGGCUCAACUGCCUCCGCGGAGCCAUCUCCGUCCAUCGGCCCCUGCCCGAACCCACCGCCGCGCCCGCCGGGGCCGACGUCCGCUCCAAGCGCCGCCCGUCCUCGGUCUCCGCCAUCAUCCACAUGGAGGAGACGGACGAGAACUGCCCGCAGGCAGCCACUCAGUCUGCUCCCAGCUCACCGUGCGCAGACGAGACCCUCCGCAGCCCCGCUUCAUCCGCCUCGUCAUCCCCCGCCUCCCGCUCGCCAUCCUCGUCAUCUUCGACAUCAUCUUCAUCGUCGACGCAGUCUUCCCCGUUGUCGUCUCCAACGUCACACAAAACCAAAAAGGACAAGAGGUCCCUCUGCUCUCUUGGGAAGAGGAAAGAGACGAUGGUGUGAAGCUGAGGUGUGGGGAGACAACAGACUCCUCCGGCAGACAUUUUGUUAUUUUGUUUUGUAUAUAUAAGCAUACACACAUCUGAAAAUGAGGGAUGACACAAAGAACAAUGAGAGGCCGAGGGUGGCUGAUGUCCACCCGCUCCCUCCCUGCUCACUUGGACUUUUCUAUUUAUGUGCGUGGGUGUGCGUUAUAAUACAUCAGUGUUCUGUGUUACUCUCCCCCAUCGGCAGCUAUAUACCCUUACCCCUCCAUACGCCCCCUGUUGGGCCGAGGUGCGCACCACAAAGAAGCAGUAUUCUGAAAGGACCCGCGCAGCUUCCGUCAGCUGUAGGAAAGAAAAGUGUGACAAGAGGCAAACAAAUUCAUACAUGUGUGGGAUUUAUGUUUGUCCAUUUUUGUUGAAGAAAGAGGCGGUGUGUCAAGUUUUGUUUACUUUUGGUAUUUAAGCAUUAUUUUACAGUCAUUUCUGUUUUGUUUUUUUGUUUUUUUUUGUUUUUGUUUUUUUGGAGUGGGAGGAGAUUUAAAUUUUACAUUUUUAUAAUCUAAAUUUUGCUGUAGCUCUUUUUUAAAGCAGCACUGUUUUAGCUUUUAGCUGAAGUUAUUUGAAACGUUAUGAUAAGUAGAAUUGGAUAAAGGAGCAAAAGAACAAAUGUGAGCAAAAAUGAUAUAUAAAAAAACCCUAAAGCUCUUCAGAGUUCUCUGUUAAAGUCUGAUUUCUAGAGUACCCGGAAGAUAAGUCUUAUUUUUGUACAUUCCUUUAAUGACAGAUGUUAUGACCCAGCCACUUCGUUUUGCAUUUACCGCAGUCAAAAGCUUUACUUUUAAAAUCCAAUCACAAUUCAGAUUUAUCUAUUUUUUUUCUGUUAGAAUAAACACAUCGCUACGCAGGGCAGCGAUGACGAAUCAUUCAAUGUCAAAAAAGAGAGAUGAUUGUUUUUUUUGGGGUUUUUUUUUUUUUUUAUUCGACACAAAGCAAAACCCACUUUGAACUGAGCCAUGUUGGUUUAAAAAAAAUAAUCUAAGAAACUGAAGCUUCAGAAAGAAAGAUCACUUUUCAGUGUAGCAUCUUGCAUGGAGCUUUAUAUGUUAGCAUCAUUAGAGGUAGCAGCACUGACUCGCUCUACCGAGGACAAAACCUCAGAGAAUAGUCGAUGGAAAUGAGAAAGUUGUCAGAAGGUUGUCGGAAAGAAUGGAAAAGACAGAUAAAGCGUGUUUGCUUGAAAUGAGAGGGAUUUGCUAAAGCAUGGUACACAGCCCCACGCAACUUGCUGAACUGCAUUCAGUAAGGUGGUGUGUGGUGCCUCGCUUGUGAACGUUGUGUUGUAGGUGUUGGUGACAAGCCAAUGAGCAUUGGUCAAUGGUGAAAGUAUGUAGGGGGCGGGAGAUGGAAGGCUUCUGUAUGUGACAAACGAGACGUAAAGACUGAUUGUUGGAAAAAAAAAUGGAUUGUAUAAGAAACGGAAAAGGGCAGCUUCACCGCCUGUAUGUAAGUGUUGUAAAUGAAAGGACAAUAAAGAUCUGUGUAAGAUUUGCAUAUGA
This is a messenger RNA of Lampris incognitus (smalleye Pacific opah), 3452 nucleotides long. RefSeq names its product neuroepithelial cell transforming 1 (gene net1). The transcript is spliced from 9 exons. Gene Ontology annotation, molecular function: guanyl-nucleotide exchange factor activity. NCBI's taxonomy places the organism in Eukaryota, Metazoa, Chordata, Actinopteri, Lampriformes, Lampridae. The record is from RefSeq and is a predicted model, not a curated record. Bases 224 to 1912 code for a protein of 562 amino acids. Gene Ontology annotation, biological process: intracellular signal transduction; positive regulation of Rho protein signal transduction.